AUGGAUCCGCGGAGGCCAUUGAGCCCCAAAGGAUCGCGAGGGGUUGCCAGUCCCGGCGGCUUCGGAUCUCCUGCCGCCCUCGCUCUUAACGAUGUGGAUACCACUGUCAUGGCCUACGCCCAAUGGCUGUCGGAGUUGCAGCAGCAGGCGAGCCAAUCGCGCAACAGCCAGCGUGCUGAGCUCGAUGUCCUGCGAGACUCGAUUGCGGCACAGGGUGGCGAACUGGCUGAGUUCAAGCGUCAUAGCAUGACGGUGGUCCAGCAUCUGCAGAACCAGGAAGUUUGGAAGGACGGCUUGUGCAUCAAGGAGCAUCUUACGCCAGUUGCCGAUGAUAUGGUCGAUCGUGGGUGGUUGAGGACCUACAAACUCAAGGGCACGGGUACAGCACUGAUCACUCCAGGUCUUCCGAAGGCAUUCUCGCGGGAGAAUGCCGAUGCGCAGCAGGCAAAACGAGAUGUCAUCUUUCAUUAUCAGGUAGAUAACACUGAAGAUGAUGCUCGCGACAAUUUCACCAUUCCACAGGAAGCCAUUCCUGCUUUCCUUGCACACAACGGCAUUGAGGUUAUUGGCUCCCAACAGCUCCGAGCUUGCAUUCAGAGACACUUGAAGGGAACGAUGUCACUGCUCCAGUGCCGGGUUGUCGGAGAAUAUUCUUUGUCAAAGUAUCGUCAUGGAAUGAUGCUUUCGGCAGUGGACACCAUCGGCGUGCUGAAACCGGGCGAUGUUGCACUCUUCCUGAAAAUGGAUCUGAAUUAUGCGGACGAGUAUCUCACGGACCCGACAAGAUUCACGGACCGCCUCAAACACGAAAUUAUGGAAGCAGUGUUCACGCAGAAUCUCCCAGACUUGCCGGAAUCCUCCAGAAAAUUCCUGGAGAAUCUCAAGCCAGUCCUUGCUCAGCACAUUCACAUACGAGCAGUCUCGCAAGGAUCCAUUGAAGUGAUAUGGAUUGCUUCCGGAGCCUUCUUCAUUUGUUUUGCCUUCGUUGCAGCUUUGUUGCUCGGCAGGGACUUCAAGGUCAGCGGCGGCAUUGCCGGUGUAGCAGAUGCAGACCUUGAGGCGUGUGCCCAGCCACGGGUUCAGAUGGCUCGGACCGUGUCGCUUCGCGUCCAGCCAGAUGGUAGCUAUCGGAUUACCGGUACCUAUUACACUGAUGCGCCCGCAGGUCGGUGUGCAAUUCUUUGA
Symbiodinium sp. CCMP2592 is the source of this 1185-nucleotide messenger RNA. The record is from the annotation of a GenBank genome assembly. Lineage: Eukaryota; Dinophyceae; Suessiales; Symbiodiniaceae.